AUGGACGGGCUUCCUACUUGUGCGGUGUCUUGCCUGGUGCAAGCCAUUCCUUCGUCCAACUGCUCGUUGACCGACAUCGCCUGUAUCUGUCUGGACCAGCAGCUCAGCGCGCAGGUUCAAGUAUGCGGGCUGCAGAGUUGCAGUAUCAAGGAUAACCUGAGGUCCGAGCGGGCGUUGUAUGAAAUAUGCGACUACCCCGUCACCGUCGACAACAAGGUCUUUCCGGUGCUCAUGUAUGUCGGCAUUGUCAUCUCGGCCAUUGUGGUUUCUCUUCGAGUCGCUGGUCGACUUAUCGCGUCGAGCUUUGGCUGGGAUGAUGCGGUUUCUUUACUCUCGAUGGGCACCGUCAUUGCGGUGACGGUCGUAGGCUUGUUGAAUGCACACUACGGCCUAGGAAAAGACCUCUGGUUCAUUCCCUUCAACGACAUCACCACAAUCCUCCACCUCUACUACACAAUCGAAGCCCUCUACGUCGCCUCCAUCGCGCUGUCAAAGAUGUCAAUGCUCCUCCUCUACCUCCGUCUCUUCCCAGACAAGCGCCUCCGCCUGAUCCUGAAGCUCAUCCUGGCCUUCACAACAGCCUGGGGCAUUGCCAUCCUGUUCGCCAACAUCUUUGCCUGCCAGCCCAUCUCCUACUUCUGGAACAUGUGGGACGGCGAGCAUAAGGGGAAGUGCCUGGAUGCCCAGCAGCUGCUCUGGGCGCAUGCGAUUAUUAAUAUUGUCCUUGACGUGGUUAUUGUCGGACUCCCGAUGCCCGCGCUCUUUAAGCUGAAUAUGUCCUGGAAGAGGAAGGCUUGGCUGGUGUUUAUGUUUUCUGCUGGUAUUGUGGUGACGGUCAUCUCCAUCCUCCGCUUCAUCCACUCGCUCACCUUCGAUUUCCUGGAUAACUUCACCAAAACCGUCGUCCCCGUCUCAAUCUACUCCCUCCUGGAAGUCUACCUCUCCAUCAUCGUCGCCUCCCUCCCCGGCGUCCGCGCCUUGCUCGCCUACAUCCACACCGCCGUAAACGGUAAACCCUCCUCCUAUAAAUACGACUACAAGUACACCGGCCCCUCGGGCGCAAGCGGUGCGGCGGCUACGACCACGAGCCUCAUCCCCCCGCCCUCUGCUGUCCGCGCUGGCACGUUUGAUGUUGAUGCUGAGACUGCGAAGGGGGGCGAGUUUAUUGCGCUGGAGGAGACGCGGAGCCAGAGUCGGGUGGAUGGGUAUGUUGAUAGUCGGGGGGCGAGUCGUGCGGAGAGUAGGACGCGGACGCGCACGCGGAGUGAGAGUCGGAGUCGCUCCAGGGCUAGGGGGAUGAGUCAGGGGCGCUCUGAGAGUCGGGCGACGGGUCAGGGGAGGAGGGUUAGUAAGGCUUGGUUUGAUUAG
Molecule: messenger RNA, 1368 nt
Organism: Aspergillus mulundensis
Lineage: Eukaryota; Fungi; Ascomycota; Eurotiomycetes; Eurotiales; Aspergillaceae
Product: CFEM domain-containing protein
Exons: 8
Coding region: 1-1368 (455 amino acids)
Source: RefSeq, a predicted model, not a curated record